Molecule: messenger RNA, 841 nt
Organism: Symsagittifera roscoffensis
Lineage: Eukaryota; Metazoa; Xenacoelomorpha; Acoela; Convolutidae
Exons: 6
Coding region: 43-672 (209 amino acids)
Source: RefSeq, a predicted model, not a curated record
AAUUUACUGGAUUGCAGGUACAGUAUAUUUCAAAAACAGACCAUGCGUCCACCAAUUGCACAUUUGGCCUUGAUCGUGCUUCUGGGCGUGAAAUAUGGACAAGCGGAAACAUACAUUGGGGAGUACAAGAUGACUGGCAAACUGGCUCAACAGUUCCAGCCAUAUGGAUUGUGGUAUGAAGACUUAACCGCCGAAAAAACUGUAGUGGUCGUGGACAAAAUCAACGAAGAUUGUGCCGAAAUUACAGUCAACGGAACAGCUCUUACGUUCUCCUGCGUGGUGGUCCGUUUCUCCGACAAGACCUCGGGGGCAUGGGUGGCCUUUAAUGUCUCCAUCGCUUCUCCAAACAGAGAAGAGGUGACCCAGUUCUCCUACAGGGAGAUGAGAGUGCUGCUGCGUGAACAGAUGACAGAGUCCAUGAACAGCGUCUACCAAAGAUUCGACUCCAUGCCGGUUGAAGUGGAUCGAAGCUGGAUGAUGAUGUAUGCGAUGGCUGUGACUGCCACAGUUUUCAUGGUAUGUGGCCUGGCUGCAUCCAUCAGCGCAUUGAAGAUCCAACUGGCCGAAAGGAAAGCCAAAACUGCCAAGGAGGACAAACUGCGCAUGAUCGAAGAAUACGCGAGGAUAAAAAGAGAGAAGACUGUCGGAGGAAAUUUACCAGAGGACAUCUAAUAAUUGGCGUUUCGAAUCUGUCAAAGCAGUUGGGCAACACGAAGUUCGGAAUAUAUUGUCGAAAAACGCGGAUUAUUGCUUAAUAAAUGUGGUAUUCAUGUGUAAUUGAUUUUGUGCGAGUUUCAAACAACUUAAAUAGUUACAUUUUGUGGUGCCCUCAAAUGCAGCA